Eruca vesicaria subsp. sativa (arugula) is the source of this 1120-nucleotide messenger RNA. NCBI's taxonomy places the organism in Eukaryota, Viridiplantae, Streptophyta, Magnoliopsida, Brassicales, Brassicaceae. The record is from the annotation of a GenBank genome assembly.
GUUGGUUGGUUCCUCUGUUUCUUUUCUAUUUUGCAUUGGAAUUUCCUACAUAAUUUCUCAGAUGUUUCUUUGAUUCUCUCUUUUACCUACUCUUAAGAGUUUUCUUUUCUUUUCUUUGCAAUGAGAUUGUAUCCUCUGCUUCUUCACGAAGAUCAUGGCAAAGGAGAAAUCAGACUACUCUGAGAAGUUCGAGGGUAAUGGGGAAAACAAACCCGCUAGGAACAAGUCUUCCACUGAUUCGUUAAUAAGUCUUGGCUUUGAUGGAUCAUCAUCAUCUGUCUCUUUUUUCUCUCAGCGGAGUAGCAUUCUUGCUGAAAAAGAACGAAUGCACCAAGAAUUCAUUGAACAGGCUAUUGCCUUUACCCAAGGCAUGGUUGUUCAACCAUACACUUCUCCUAGAGGUCAUAACCAAGGGAACGAGUUUGCACCACGGUCCCAUGUCAGUACCCAAAACCAACAGAAUUCAUACAAGAACCAAAAUGUUAGCUAUCAUCCUCAUCAAAGUCACGGAGGCAGAGGCAGACAGAAUGAAGAACAUGUGAAGCAGAAAUGGAAUCCUCAAGGACACUUUAAUGGGCAAGGCGGAUUCCCACCUCCACCAAGAGAAGGCACACCAGCAUUUGUAAGGCCACCACCAUCAAUCUAUGCUCAGCAUAUUCCAGUUCAACAGCUUUUUUAUCCUAUACCGUUUACUGACUUGCCACCACCGAUGAUGUAUUAUUCACAUCGUGUUCCCUUCAUCGAGCCUCAUGCUGCUUUGUUUCCAUCUCAAAAUCCUGACGGCAUGCCGUCCAUCGAGCCUUCUCCUUUCUUGGUCCCAUCUCAAAAAGCUCCCCUGAAAACCAAGAUACUGAAUCAAGUUCAAUAUUAUUUUAGCGAGGAUAAUUUACCAAACGAUGUAUACCUUCGCAAGCGCAUGAAUGAUGAGGGCUUUGUUCAUAUAGAGUUUAUCGCUGGUUUCAAUAAGCUUAAAGCACUAACAAGUAAUGUCCAGCUUAUAUUGGAUUCUCUACGAGAUUCAUAUAUCGUUGAAGUGCAGACUAACGUGCCUACGGGUAGCCGUGUCAGAGCGCCACCCACGCGUGAGUUAUUUCCCGUCAACCGUUCGGUUUUCCAGUGA